GUUUUCGUUUUGCAGCUGGUCAAAAAUGUCACAGGGAAAGACUCAUCCUAUCAAAACGACUGAAAGUGGAAACUUUGGAAGACGCUGGGACGUUGUUGUCUGCACAGGAAGAAUAUGAAAUGACCGAAAGUGCCACAAAGUUACUCAAGUCUGGCAGGAAGGCGGAUGCCCUGACCACACUCCACAGAGCGCUAGCCAGGGACGAGAGCAAUGCCAAGACGUUCAUAAAACUGGACGGGCUACCUGCGUUGAUCGGCUGUUUCUUCGCCCCUGACUCGGAGAUCCUCCACGCUGCGGCCUGGUGUGCCAUCAAUCUCACGGCUGGCGUGUCGCUGUCACUGAAACGUGUCAAGUUGUUGUCGCCGAUCCUCUUUCAGUUCUUGCAUGGAUCAGACGUAGCGAUGCAGGAAUUGUGUGCUUGGGCCCUUGGGAACAUAGCAGGAGACUCGGCGUCCCACAAGGACCUUCUUGUUCAGCAAGGCUGCGUGCCCGCACUGACAGAAUUAGUUUCAAAG
Messenger RNA from Aplysia californica (California sea hare), 515 nucleotides. Its product is annotated as importin subunit alpha-9. The annotation marks the transcript as partial. Lineage: Eukaryota; Metazoa; Mollusca; Gastropoda; Aplysiida; Aplysiidae. The record is from RefSeq and is a predicted model, not a curated record. The transcript has 4 exons.